Molecule: messenger RNA, 1968 nt
Organism: Nannizzia gypsea CBS 118893
Lineage: Eukaryota; Fungi; Ascomycota; Eurotiomycetes; Onygenales; Arthrodermataceae
Exons: 7
Coding region: 1-1968 (655 amino acids)
Cellular component (GO): nucleus; ribonucleoprotein complex; cytosol
Molecular function (GO): poly(U) RNA binding; mRNA 3'-UTR binding; poly(A) binding
Source: RefSeq, a predicted model, not a curated record
AUGUUUGCUCAUAGGAAUUUCAACGCUGACAUGAAGACCAUGGGUGGUGUUAGCCGUUAUCCUGUUGGCUACAAGCCGGAUAGGCGUCAAGCAUAUCCUCAAGCUAGAACUUACUGGAGACCAGCGAUGCAGGUUAAAAAUCAGACCGAAGCUACGGCUCCCCAGUGCCAGGGAAAUGGCUAUAUCCAAGAAAAUCAACAUCACCAUACGUAUGUUGGUCAGCAGGCCUAUGGCCAACCUGGAGCUGCCAAUAAUCUUAAUAGUGUUAAUGGAGGCAUUUUGGCCCAUCCGUUCAACAAAAUGUCGCUUCAGAAUCAACCAAAUGCUUCCAAGCCCUUUCCGGUCAAAGGUGGGAUGCCUAUGCCAAAUGUUGAUAUGCCUAGUAUCCAGCAUUAUGGACAGUACAUGAUGGCUCCCAACGGACCCAUGUUCGGUGGCUUUCCUCCAGCACCGCAAUUUGGACAGUUCCCGAUGCGUGCUACUGAUCAAGGUAGCUCUCUCCAAUGUAUUCCUCCCAAUUUUUACCCUGGUUUUCCCACAAAUCCUCCCUUUACUCCGGACUGUGUUUCUGGAUACCCCUGGCCAUAUUAUCCAAAUGGUGAUUUUCCAAACCACGGGAAUGUUACCCUUGAUCCACGGGCCUCAGUUGACGAAAUGAAUACAGGCAGUCCUAAUAUGGGUCUAUCUGGACCACCACAGGAUUACUACCCUGGUGCUGCUCCAGUUGAUCGCUCUUCCGCUCCAGGUUAUAUGUACAACAAUCACCCGCCUCAGUCACUUCUUCCGUACCAGAUGAUGAAGACUGGCUCUGGUUAUGUCCUUCAGGACCUUGAUGCCCUGGUCAAACAGGAACCUCCAAUCCCACGUGCUGUUCCUGCUAUGUGGACUAACCCUUCAGAUUUGACUCUGGCAAAGUGCCUUGAGAACCGUGAAGGCAUCACUAACGUCUACAUUCGUGGAUUCCUCCCAGAGACCACGGAUGAAAUGUUGCAUAACUAUGCCUCGCGUUUUGGCAAGAUUGACAGAUGCAAGGCCAUCAUUGAUUUGGAGACCGGAUUGUGCAAAGGGUUUGGCUUUGUUCAAUUCUUCAGCUUCGACGCUUGCGAGAACUGCAUCCGAGGAUUUUUCCACCUUGGAUACCAGGCUAGCUUUGCACAGAAAUCUCGCAACUCUCGUCUUAAGGAUCUGGAAGACAAGAAUUCCACAAACGUCUAUUGCACUAAUGUACCCAUUGACUGGGCGGAGGCCGACCUUCGUCGUCACUUUGAACCGUACCAAGUCGUAUCUGAAAAAAUAAGUCGAGAUGAAAAGACUGGAGUUAGUAAGGAAGUUGGCUUUGCUAGAUUUGAGACCCGUGAAAUUGCUGAAAAGGUCGUACAGCAAUUCCACAAUAUUGUUGGAAAAAAUGGAGUGAAGCUGCUCCUCCGCUUUGCCGAUACCAAAGCUCAAAAACAACUCAAACAUCAAAGCAACGAGCGUCGAGCCUACCGUGCCGGGGAGUAUAAUUACUCGGUUGAGCUAGUUAACAGUGCUACUCCAUCCCCAAGUCUCCAUCGUCUACAGCAAGCAGCUUCUCAUUUUAGCCCAACUUCUCAAAACAGCUACCCUUCUCCAAUUGGGGGAGUAGGACAGGUUUGGACUCCUGCAACAUCUAUUUCUCCACCAAGCGGCCCUAUGAUGAACAAAUCUAUGAACGGAAUCCGGGCCGGUUCAUGGGCAUCUCGACGAGCUCCGCCCAAUGCUGAAACAACUCCAAGCGCUCGUGGAAGAUUUACAGUCCAUAGAAGCCCUCUGGCAGACGAUCUCUCUAGCUCAUCAUCGACUACCGUCCUGCCACUUCCACGUAUGACUGGAAGUAAAUCUGAGAACUCCAGCCCCAUGAAAUUGAGGGCCAUGAAGACAAACACUAUGUCCCCAAUUCCCUCUAGGAAGGAUAUUAUUGUUUCAACCCCACGCUCAUCCUGCUAA